GGUCCGAGCAGUGCUUGGCCCCCCAGCCUCAGUACGACUUCAGUCAGAGAGCGCUCAAAGCAGCUCUGAGAUCUUCUCUCACUCUCUCAUUUCGCUCCUUCCUCGUCAUCCCUCUUGUCUACCUUGCCCCGCAGGAGUCUGAGGAAUGCUUGGACCCCCAGCCUCAGUACGAUUUCAGUCUGAGAGCGCUCAAAGCAGCUCUGAAAUCUGCUAGGUCUGUUAUGCUGGCGCAGACAGAAUUGGAGGGGGUGCGAGGCAUUUUCGGCCAGCUGGCAGCCAAGCUGGCACCUGCUGACGUGGCAACCUUCCGGGAGGUGGUUUCCCGGAACCUUCCGGACGUGGCUGUGGAGGAGAUGGGCGACGCUGAGCUGACAGCGGCGGUGGAGGUGGUGUGUGAGAGGGAGGGGUACGUGGCGAGCUGUGAUUGGACGAGGAAGGUGCUGCAGAUGGCGAGGUUGAUGGGGCUGCAUCAGGGGAUCAUGCUGGUGGGGCCGCCUGCUGGGAAGACCACGGCCUGGAGAGAGAGUCUGUCCAAGGCACCACCCUCUCCCAAGCAGGCGCUCUUUGGGGCGUUGAGGCAACCACCCUCUCCUUCUUCUCCCCAUUCUCUCCUCCCCGCCUCCAGUGCUGCACAAGGCCCUGGAGGCAACGAAAGGUCGCAGGUGUCGGUGACAGUGGUGGAUCCUAAGAGUCUGUCGCUCCCAUUCCCGCCUCCCCUUCUUGCAGUGCUGCGCAAGGCCUUGGAGGCAUCGCAAGGCGUGCAAGUAUCCGUGACAGUGGUGGAUCCCAAGAGUCUGUCCAAGGAGGCGCUGUUUGGGAGUGUGGAAGCCACCACGCGGGAGUGGAGUGGCAGGACGGCGUGUUCACCCAAGCCUCUACUCUCUACCCCCUCCCUACCCUCUUCUCUUCCUCCCCUUCCUACCCUUUCACCCCUGUCUGCAGUGCUGCGUGAGGCCUUACAGACAUCGCAAGGCGUGCAGGUGUCCGUGACAGUGGUGGAUCCCAAGAGUCUGUCCAAAGAGGCGCUGUUUGGGAGCGUGGAAGCCACCACGCGGGAGUGGCAGGACGGCGUGUUCACCCGGGCUUUAAGGGCCGUCGUGCGAGAGAGCGCCCCUCACAUGCACUGCAUAUUCGAGUGCCCCUCCAUCUCACCCACAACACUCUGCAUUCUGCCCCCCUCUCCCACGCUCCCCACCCCGUCUGCCCUCCCCUGCCACCCAUCAGGUCAUGACUCUACCCACAGGAGAACGCCUGCCCCUCCUCCCCCACAUGCACUGCAUCUUCGAAUGCCCCUCUCGCUCACGCCACUCCCGCCACCACCUCUCGUCUCGGAGUGGUCUGCUUCCCCCACUCCCUCCUCUCCCUCCCCAUGCUCCUCCACCGCUUCCGCUUCCUCCUCCCCCCCAUGCCCUUCCCCCCACCCUCCUCCUCCCCGUGGGGGAAAAGAUGAGGUGGCAUGCCGUGCCACGUCAGAGCAGCUGCUGAGCUGUUUCGCUGACGUGGCGAGCGGCCAUUGGAAGCCGUGGGAGGCGGCUCUGCCUGGAUUGGCUGAUGCUGAUGCUGCUGUUGGGGGGUGCUUCGGGGAUGAGGAGGAGUCGUUUAUCGCUGAGCUGGAGCAGCACUGCCGCUACGUCAAGCUCCCUGCUGGUGGUGCUCGUGGUGCUGGUGUUGGUGUUGGUGGUGCUUCUGGUGCUGCUGCUGCUGCUGCCGGUGUUGGUGUUGGUGCUGCUGGUGGGUCACACGAAACAGCAGCAGCAGCAGCAGCAGCAGCAGCAGCAGCAGUGGUUUCGACAUCAGCAUCAGCAGUGGCAGCAGCAGCCGCCACUUCCAGUGUUAACUGGGCGCUGGAGCCUAAGGACCCAGUACCAGCGGACGGCCGUCUGCUGCUAUUGUUAGAUGAGGUGAAUCUCCCCGCCCCUGACGCUUUUGGCACCAUCCGCAUGGCCGGCCUGCUUCGGCAGCUAGCGGAGCCGCAGCUGAUUCCGCAGGCGGCGGGCGGGGUGGGCGGCGGUAGUGGGGAAAGCAGCAGGAAUGGCGAUACGCACGGCAGCAGCAGCAAUAACGUUGGCAGUGGUGGUGGUGGUGGUGGUGCUGGCAGUGGCGGGUGUCAUUUGCAGCCACUUGCAAUCCGGCUUCAGACGUUGCGGCAGCAUGAACUGCCUGUACGCCUGACCAGGCAUCUCACUGUUGCUCAUGUUCCGUUUCCGUCCGGGCGCGGCUUCUACGAGAAUAUACAGCACGUUUAUAAGGGGGAUAUUGGCCCGGAACUGGCCUGGGGUGGCAGUGAGGCGCGGGGGCAUCCUCAGGUGGUUUCUCAGGUGGAUUCUCAGGUGGUUUCUCAGGUGGGCGCGUGCCUGGCAGCGGCGAUGGUGGAGGUGUAUGGAGGAGUGUGGGGUGAGAAAGGGGUUCAGAGGGGUGGAAAGGGAGACGGGGACGAGAGGGGGGAGAAGGGGGCGGUUGAGAGGGGUGAAAAGGGUGGAGUGAGUGGGAAGAGUGGUAAGGGGCGUAUGGGUGCUGGUGGUGCGAGAUUGGGUGGUGGUGUGGGGCUGGUUGGAGCAACAAGUGCACAUACAGGCGUUGGCGGUGCGGCUAUCAUCGGUGGUGAUGGGGAGGGCAACUGGGCGGCAAGGCUUGUCCUGUCAUGGCUGCAUGAGGGAAUGCGCAUCUGGUAUGAUAGGCUGGUGUUUCUUCAGGUGCUGGGGCAGCAGAAAAGGCCGGGGACAGGAGAGGAGGAGCAGGAAAGCGGGGCGUCAAGCAGCAGGGCAGGAGAGAUGGAGGAGGAAACUGGGAGGAGAGUAUUGGAAGAAUCGGAAGAACUGGGAGUGGAGAAGGGGGAGGAGGAUGCAGUGGAGGUGCAAGCAGGGGAGGUGGUAUUGACUGAUGAGUUUGUGUGUGCGGUGGUGAGGGCAGCAUCGGUGCUGCAGCAGCCCAUGGGGCAUUUGCUGCUGCUGGGUCCUCCUGCAACUGGGAAAUCGACCGUUGCCAGGGCGGCAUCGUUGCUGCAGCAGCCCAUGGGCAACUGCUGCUGCUUGGCCCUCCUGCCACUGGAAAGUCUACUGUUGCCAGGUGGGUGUGAAGUAUUUCUGUUUGCUUGUGUGUGUGUAAUCGCUGUGAUGGGAUUGGAGGAGGGGCAGGUGGCACGGCACUCCCUCCAUGUGCUUCCUUUUGAGGCGCCUCAAAAGUCAUUCCUGUUUGCUUGUGUGUGUGUGAUCGCUGUGAUGGGAUUGGAGGAGGGGCGGGUGGCGUUCCCUCCAUGUGCUUCCUUGGUUGCCCUCUCCACUUACCCACGAUCCGCAAUCGCUGCGACGGGAUUGGUGGAGGUGCGGGUGGCGCUGCACGCGGGAUUCGAGGAGCGCGAGCUGGACGGCCCGCUGGAGGAGGCGCUGCGGGCGGCGGGGUGCGACGGGCGGCGCGUUUGUCUUGUUCUGGAGGAGGCGCAUCUGGUGGAGAGCGCUGUCUUGGAAAGGCUCAACUCGCUUCUCACGGGGGGGGACGUUCUUGGGCUGUUUGGAGCGGAAAAGCAGCAGGAGCUGCUUGAAUCCCUCCGGCAGCGAGGGGAGGGAGAGGGAAGCGAGGAGGCAGCAUGGGCAGGGUUCAGGAGGAGGAUCCAAGGGGACCUGCACGUGGUGCUGACGAUGACCAGCCAGGGCAGCGCGCACAUGCGCCAGAGCAUGCUGGCGUCCCCGGCUCUCUUCAACCGCUGCACUGUGCUCUGGCUGCCGCCCUGGGGGGACACGGGGCUUGCUCCGCUUGCUCAGAGUCGCCUCGCCGGUGUUUCGCUGGUUCACCCUGUCUCGGCCGCAGCUGCUGCAGCAGCAGGAGGAGCAGGAGGAGGAGUAGGAGGAGGAGCAGGAGGGGCAGGAGGAAGAGGAGACUCCAAGCAGAUUGAUAUGCCGGCUGAUUCUGCGGGUGGUGCUGCUGGUGGGGCUGGGGAAGCGAAGGAGAGGCAGCUGCUGGCGGAGGUUCUGGUGGCAAUUCAUGGCUGCGCUGUUAGUGCUGUUAGCGAGUCGCUCAAUAACAGAGCUUUUGGGAAGGCUGGGCUGGGAGGGGAGCAGCAGCAGGAGGGGAGCUUGCAGCAUUCCUUCUCCCCAGACUCUCUCAUCUCCCUCCGCUCCUUCUCAGACCUCCUCACCCACUUCCACUCCUCCGUCUCCCACUCGCACCGCCGCGCACACCGCACCUUCCAGCACCUCUCCCUGGGCCUCACAAAAGUCACAGCCGCAGAGCACCGCGUAGUACUCCUCCGAAAACACUUAGAACUCAAAUCGAAGGAGCUCCAAGUGAAAGAGUCUGCUGCGAACGGGAAGUUACAGCAGAUUGCGGCUGAGCAAGCGCUAGGGGAGAGGCAGAGGAAGGAAGCCCAGGGGCUGAUUGCGAGGUUGGACGAGCAGGCAAGGAGUGUGGAGAGGCAUAGGAGGGAGGCGCAGGAGAAUCUGGAAAGGGUAGAGCCGGCGGUUGAUGCGGCGAAAACUGCAGCCCCGGAGAGGCAGAGGAAGGAAGCUCAGGGGCUGAUUGCGAGGUUGGACGAGCAGGCAAAGAGUGUGGAGAGGCACCGGAGGGAGGCGCAGGAGAAUCUGGAGCGGGUCGAGCCGGCAGUUGAUGCGGCGAAAACGGCGGUGAAGUCGAUCAGGAAAUCCCAGCUGGACGAUUUGAAGGCCAUGCCGAAUCCACCGAGCGCCAUUAAGCUGCUAGAUGAUCUCAAGGCCAUGCCGAAUCCACCGAGCGCGAUUAAACUGGUGAGUGCGUGCAGGUGUGCUUGCUAUGCCAUAGGGUGGCAGGGUGUUCUCUCCGUGGUGCGCCAAAAUAGCUUCAUCUGCUCCACUCCCUUUCCCUUCUUCCCCACCCCACCCUGCCCUCUUCAACCAGACGCUGGAAGGAGUGUGUCUGCUCCUGACCGGCUUAAAGCCCUCCACGUGGCAGGGCAUUCUCUCUUGCUGACGCUCGAGGGCGUGUGUCUCCUCCUGACGGGUUUAAAGCCCACCACGUGGCAGGGCAUUCUCUCUGUCGUGCGGCGAAACGACUUCAUCCCCAAUAUACUGGGAUGCGAUAUGGAGGCCAUAGACCCCGUGCUGGUGCUGCGCGUGAAGCGAGAGUACCUGGAUGCGCGAGUGAUCUCAUUUGAUGCCGUCAACAGGGCGAGCAAGGCGUGCGGGCCGCUGUUCUCGUGGCUGGAAGCAGCGGUGCAGUAUGGGGAGAUCAUCCGGGCCGUGCAGCCCAUGAGGGCCGAGAUGGAGCAGCUGGAGGGGGAGGCGGGGAGCAUGGCGGAAGAAUUGCAACACGUGCAGGAGUCCAUUGGCAAUCUGGAGGAGCGCAUGGAAGCAUGCCGCGACGAGCACUCCCUCCUCCUCUCCGCCUGUGAAGCCAUGCGAGCCGACAUCCACCAAUCAAAGCUCGCCAUGCAGCGAGCCGCCAGCUUAGUCAAAGACCUGACGUACGAGCGUGACCGUUGGAUGAAGCAGCGCGAGAUGCUCAAGAGUCGGGCGGCGGCGUGCUUAGGCGACGCUUUGCUAAGAGCCGCGAGUCUGGCGUAUCUGGGCCCGCUGGAGUUGGCUGAAAGGCAGCGGCUUUUAGCUAAGUGGCAGGAGGUGGUGGGUUCCCGCGGGUUGAAGUUCUCGCAAGGGGGUGUGCUGAGGGGUGAGGUGGGGUUGGAUGGGGUUCAAGAGAGGGGAGCGGAGGGGGGUGAGGAGGGGUGGGGAGGGGUGGAGGAGGAUGAGGAGGUGGAGGAGCGGGCGAAAUGGGAGGCGGUGGGGUUACCACAGGACGAGUAUGCGUUACAGAACGCAGAAUCGGUGCUUAAGUGCCGGAGGGUGCCUCUCCUUGUGGACCCUUCUGGAAGAAUGGUUGAGUUCCUUCGGAAGGUUCUCUCCUGCUCCGCCCCUGCUGCUACAGCUGAGACUGCUACAGACGGAAGCACCGAAUCCGCUACAGCCGAGUCUGUUAUAUCUGAUUCUGGUGCUACAGCCAAAAAUGUUCCUGGUUUGAGUGACAGCAAGGGUUCAUGGGAAGGGAAGCAGGAAGGGGGGGUGGUGUGUGUGAGUGCACAGGAGGAAGAGAGUGUGUUGGCACGAGCAGCGGAAAAGGCAGUCAGAUUCGGCCUCCCGUUGAUCAUCAGAGACGUUUCACAAAUGAGCUCUAUUCUCUCCUCCCUCCUCCUCUCCUCCCCCUCCUCCUCCUCAUCCUCCUCUCACUCCCUCCUCUCCUCUCCGUCCUCCUCCCUCUCCUCCCCAGCUCUCUCCCUCACUCCCUCCCUAUUUAAAAUCCGCCUGUUGAACCGAGAAAUCGACGUUUCCCCCUCCUUCCGCCUCUUCCUUACGACCGAGUCCCUCCUCCCUCCUCUCUCCCCCUCUCUCUUAUCCAAAACCGCGGUCGUAACCACCGGAAUCUCGCCCUCCUGGCUGCGUCAGCACCUGCUGAGCCGCGUGAUUGGCCGAGAGCGCGCUGACGUGGCGCAGCAGCGGGACCGGGCGGCGGCUCUGCAGGAGCGUUGCCGACUGAGAUUGCGACAGCUGGAGGGGAGAUUGCUUGAGGUGCUGACGUCACCAGAAGAGGACGGGACGGAAGCGGGAGGUGUGGUAACCGGGAGCGUGGCUGUGACUCCUGCUCGUGCGGCUGGAAGUGGUGGUGGUAGUGUCAGUAGCACCCCUCCUCCUACUUUCAGCAUGUUUAGCGGAUUAAAACGACCGGCAGGCAUGGCAGCAACACCAACACCAACAGCAGCACACACACACGCAGCAGCAGCAGCAGCAGCAGCAGCAGCAGCAGUGGCAGCACAAACGCCAGUGGGAGUCUCUCUGUCUUCCCGGGCACUUGAAUCCCCGAUCCCCACGCCAGCCCCUCUCCCUCCUGUAAUGGACGACUCUACAGUCUCAAAAACUCUCGCUCAGAUUAAAAAAGACGCAGCAGCAGUCAAGGCGAAGGCCAGAGAGGUGCGGCUGGUAAUGAGACAAGUUGACGCCGUCCGGACGCUGUACGCCCCGCUGGCGGACGUCGGCGCGGCGGCGUUUUUCGUCCUUUCUGGGGCGGCUGCCGCCCUGCAGCAGCCGCUGUACAGAUUCUCGCUGGAUUUCUUUCUGCGGGCGUUUGACGACGCGAUUUUGGCUGCUAGUGGUGAAUCAGGUGGGAAAUCAGCAGCAGAAGUAACAGUAACAGCAACAGUAGCAGCAACAGCAGAAGCACAGUCAGAAGGUGCUGUAGCUGUGAAGCCGAGAGUGAGGCAGCUGGUGGCAGCAGUAUUGAGUGAGCUUAUAACGAGGACAGCAGAGGCAACAGAGUACCGGCACCACCUGCCUGUGGCCCUUGCCCUAUCCCGCUGCGCCAGGCUGGCAGAUGACGUGGACUGGGUUGGCUUGGCUACAACUGUCGCUGCAAAGUUUGCUACAGGGUCUGCUUGUGCGAUAGGCACUGCUACAGCCCCUGCUACAGCUGAGAGUACAGGCAGAGCAGCAGGUGAUAUUUCAGCCGCAGUGAAAGAGGAGCUGCAGCGUACGACUGCUGGGGCAGCUUAUAGCGAGUAUGAGGUCAGGGGGUGUGCUGCAGUGGAGGCAGUGGUGGGGUUCGUGGAGUCAAUGGCAGUCAACGCUGGUCAAACGGACAUUGCUGGGCGGAGACUGGUGGAGGCUGUGAUCAACGAUGCAGUGGCAGAAGCACAGAGGGCAGUGGAAGGAGGGGUGAGAGCUGUAGCAGCAGGCCCUAGGGUUGUAGCAGUGGCAAUGGGUUCAGACGAUGCAGUGGCAGAAGCACAGAGGGCAGUGGAAGGAGGGGUGAGAGCUGUAGCAGCAGGCCCUAGGGUUGUAGCAGCAGGCCCUAGGGUUGUAGCGGUGGCAAUGGGUUCAGACGAUGCAGUGGCAGAAGCACAGAGGGCGGUGGAGACAGGGGCGAGGGAGGGGCGGUGGGUGGUGCUGUGCAAUGCCCACCUGGCCCUAUCGGUGCCCAGGCACGCUGCGUGGCUUCAGCUGCUGCUCAACUCGUUACAGUCACGUGCAAGAUCGACGGUGGACGGAGGCCGAUCGACGGUGGACGGAGGCCGAUCAACGGUGGACGGAGGCCGAUCGACGGUGGAGGCGGCUCGAUCCGUGCCAGUGCAUCAGGACCAGCAGCAGCAGAAGCAAGUGCCAGUGCAUCGGGAUUUCCGGCUGGUGCUGACAGUGGAAGCGGCGGGGGCGGCUGUGCGGCUGAUGCCUCCCAAGCUGGUGGAGGCGUGUGACGUGCUGGUGAUGGAGGCACCGGCAGGGGUGAAGGGCAGCAUGCAGCUGGUGGAGGCGUGUGACGUGCUGGUGAUGGAAGCACCUGCAGGGGUCAAGGGCAGCAUGCAGCUGGUGGAGGCGUGCGACGUGCUGGUGAUGGAGGCACCGGCUGGAGUGAAGGGCAGCAUGCAGCUGGUGGAGGCGUGCGACGUGCUGGUGAUGGAGGCACCGGCUGGAGUGAAGGGCAGCAUGCAGCUGGUGGAGGCGUGCGACGUGCUGGUGAUGGAGGCACCGGCUGGAGUGAAGGGCAGCAUGCAGCUGGUGGAGGCGUGCGACGUGCUGGUGAUGGAGGCACCGGCUGGAGUGAAGGGCAGCAUGCAGCUGGUGGAGGCGUGUGACGUGCUGGUCAUGGAAGCACCGGCAGGGGUGAAAGACAGCAUGCAGAGAUCUCUGGAUUCCAUUCUCUCGCUCUCGGCCAGAGGCAGCAGCCAGUGGAGCCAGCAGCAGAGAAAGAGAAACGCAGCUGAAGAAGCAGAGAGGGGCAGCGAGCGGAGUGGGGUUGCUGUGGAGAAGAGGCGACAGGGGAAGCAGCAGCAGCCGGUGCUGCAAGUGCGAGGUGGUGACGAGGAGGAGGAGGAGGAGGAGGAGGAGGAGGAGGAGGAGGAGGAGGAGGAGGAGGAGGAGGAGGAGGAGGAGGAGGAGGAGGAGGAGGAGGAGGAGGAGGAGGAACAGAGGAGGAGGAGGCGGCAGAUGCUACGGGUGCGGGUGGGCAUGGCAUGGGUGCAUGCGGUGCUGCAGGAGCGAGUGCACUACGUGCCCAGGGGGUGGCUGUGCCCUUAUACCUUCAUGGACCAUGCAGUGUGGCUUAGAGCGUGUCUUGGAGUGCGGGUAGGCAUGGCGUGGGUGCAUGCGGUGCUGCAGGAGCGAGUUCACUACGUCCCCUGGGGGUGGCUGUGCCCUUAUACCUUCAUGGACCAUGUGAGAUCUCACCUGGGCGCUCUCUCUCCUCCAAGCCUGGCAAACAGACAGCCUCACCAGCCUAACGCCCCCCAACUGCCUGCCAGCAGUGCGCACCCUCCUCCUUAUCACACCUUCCCACACCCUGUCGCCCUUCUCACCGUUUCCCACCUCUUCCCACCCAUUUUUCCCCCUUUACAGGACCUCACCUGGGCUCUAUCCCUGCUACAAGCCUGGCAAGCAGACAGCCCUGUUCAUCUGACACCUAUAAACUGCCUGCCAGCAGUGAGAACACUCCUCCUCGACAUCGCUUACGGGCUCAAGAUGGAGACCCCUGCAGACCAUGCCACUCUCUCCCGCAUCGCGCUGAGUCCCUCACCGGAUGGCCUUCAAUCGGGGACAACCGUCCCUUCGCAUGUUCCUGAAAGUCUCACUCCAUCAACUGAUGGUGCUGAUCCAUUCGUUCUCAUACCCAGGCCAGAAACCACUCUUUCCGCAACAUCUGAGUAUGCUUCAAGACGUCUCGCAACUCUUCCCACGGAGACCGAAUCUGCAGCAGCUAAUUCUGCUGAAUUUCCUCCCUCCCUCGUGGCUGGACUUUCCGAACCUAGAGGUUCGGAUGCUACAACCGGAAGUACAGCCUCCGGACCUAACGGUUUGGAAGGUACGGCAGCAUCUGUACCAGUGGGGCCGAACCGUCGCCUUCUUGCGGGCUUACAUGGUCCCAGAGCCGUUGUCCGAGGCAAAAAGCCAGGCUCGGCCAGGCCUGCCGAACCUACAGAUCCGGCAGGCUCUGCUACAGCUCGUACAGCCUCUGCCGAGCAUGCAUCGGAGCAAGGAGAGAAAGGGGAAGAAGACAAGAAGAAUAUAGAUGCAACAGCUGCUUCUGGUGUGAGUGCAGCAGAGGGAAGCGAGAAAGGGGAGGAAGAGGACAAGGGAUUAGAUGCAGCAGCUGCUUCGGGAGCCACUGUUGCCACUGCUGCUGGUACCACUGACGAUGCUGCAGCAGCAGCAGCUGGUGCUACUUCCGCUGUUGCUGAAGCCAAUCGCAGCGAAGUUACUGGGGCGGGCAAGGAGGAGGAAAAGGGAGAGAAUGAUGCAGGGAGCGCAGAGGAGGAGGGUGCAAGGUCGGUCGGUGGGGCUGCAGAGAAUGAGAAGGUGACUGGUGGGGAAGCAAAGAAUGUGAAGACGGCUGGUGGGGAGGCAGAGAACGAAGAGGAAGAGGAGGCAGAGGAGGAGAAGGAGAUGGAGAAGGAAGGGACGAGAGGGGUGGAGAUGGAUGGGGGAAAACAGACUGCGAAGGGAGGAAAGGACGGGACAAGAGCGGAGGGCGUGAGUGGUGAGGAGCUGAAGGGGGAGGGCGUGAGUGGGCAGCAGCAGAGGGGUGAGCGCGUGAGUGGGCAGCAGCAGAGGGGUGAGGGCGUGGAGCAGAAGGAAAGGGAGGAGGAGGGUGAGUUGAAGGGAGGGGAAAUGAAGGGAGAAGAGGUGAAGGGAGAAGAAGCGGAGGAGGAUGAGGAAGUGAAGGUUGGGCCAGCGGAUUUGGGGAUGGAAAAGGUGGAUGAGGCACUUGCAGCAGCAGAAGAGGCAAUCAUGCCGAAAGCUAAAAGCACUGAUGCUGCUGGUAGUGCUGCUGCUGGCGGUGCUGGUGCUGGUGCUGGUGCUGGUGCUGGUGCUGGUGCUGGUGGUGGGAAUGUUACUAGUAGUGUGGCGAAUGUUACAAGUAGGGUGGGAGAGAAGAGAGGAGGAGAGGAGGAAUUGGUGGAUGCAACUGUUACAACCAAGGUGGGAGGUGAUAAGGGAGGUGAGAAGGAAGCGGGAGUGGUGGGGAAGAGAGGGGGUGAGGGGGGGACUAAAGAGGAGGCAGGAUUGGCUGGGGAAGAGGAGGAGGUGGAGGAGGAGGAGAAGAAGGAGGAGGAGGAGGAAGCGGCAGAGGAAACGGAAGAGGGCAAAGCAGAGGACGCAGCUGCAGCACAGGAGGUUGAAGAGCUAGCGACAGAGACGAAGGAGGGUGCAACUAAAGACAGCUGGAGGGUUAGCAAAGCAGGUCGUGAGGCAGGUGGAAAGGCAGGCGGCGAAGGCUCCACAGCAGCAGAGGAGGUUGAUGAGUUAGCGGCAGAGACAAAGGAAGGUGAAGAAUUGGAUGCAUCUUUGGUAGGUGGUCCUGCUGCAAAAGCCACUGGGGGAAAGGGUACAGCGACGAGUAGCUGGAGGGUCAGCAAAGCAGGUAGCAAGGCAGGUGGCGAAGGCUCAACAGCAGAAGCUGCCACAGCAGCAGGGGAAACGGAUGUUGCCGUGGUUGAUUUAGCUGCUGCAAACGCCACUGAUGGAGAGGGGUUGUCCGAAAAAGAAACGCUUACAGGAGCAGAGAUUACAGGGACUAGUGUGAUGAGAGGAGAAGAGGAGACGCGUGGGUCUACUCAAAGGUCGAAAGACCCGGCCGGAAAGGGCACGUUCGGGAAGGGUACUCUUACCGGAGCAGAUCUUACAGGGGAUAGUGUGAUGAGAGAGGGAGAAAGGGGAGAGGACGAAGAGGAGAGGGAGGGUGAAGGGGAGGAGCAGGCGGAGGAGGUUUUGGGUGAACGGCAGGGGAAGAAGGGAGGUGGCACAGAGGGGGUGAGAGUGGGAGAGGGAGAAAAGGGAGAGGAAGAGGAGCGGGAGGAGGAGAGGGAGGAGCAGGGGGAGGGGGGUUUGGGCGACAAUAUUUCUGUUACUGAGCGGCCGGGGAAGAAGGGAGGUGGCUCAAAAGGGGUGCGAGUGGGAGAGGGAGGGGAAGGAGGAGGAAGGGAUGAGGUAAGGAGAGAGGAGGAUGCAGAAAGGGAAGAAGAGGAGGGAGAGGAGGAGGCGGAGAUGAGAGCAGAGGAGGGAGGAGAGGAAGCGCUUUUGCACAGCAGGUCUCCGGGUAAAAAUGGGAAGGGUGGUGCAGCUGAGGGUGGGGUUGAUGGCGGGGUUGAGGGUGGUGCUGAGAAGGGGGCACUGGAUGCAGAAGCAGCAGCAGAGGAAGGAGACUCGGUGGCAGAUGGACGAGUACAUGGAAAUCCAACACCAGCAGCAGAAGCAGCUCCUGCUUCCAAGAAGGAUGCUGAGGGAAAGAGAGGAAAAGGAGGUGGUGCUGGUGAUUUUAGGAAGAGAACAGAUGGAGAGGAGGAUUUACCUGCUGCACAAGAAGAGGGGGAGAGUGAGGAUCGGGGUGAGGAGGCUGGGGAGAAAAGGGGAAAAGGAUUCGUUGGUAGUGAUGCGAGGAAAGGAACAGAUGGAGAGGAGGAGAGGGGACAAGGUUUAGUUGGUAGUGAUACCAGGAAAGGAACAGAUGGAGAGGAAGAGUAUGGUGCAGAAGAAGGGGCGAGAGAGGGGGAGAGAGAGGAUGGGAGUGUGGGGGGAAGGGAGGAGGAGGGUGAGUGGGCAAUGCCUGGAGACGACUUCGCUGCUGAAGAAGCACCUGAAGAUUCACCUGAAAAUUCACCUGAAGAUGCACUUGAGGGUUCGGCUGAGGAAGACGAGUAUCCUGCAGAAGGGGCGAACAGGGGGCGGGUUUCAGGUGGUAAGAAUGCAGGUGCAGUGACAGGUGAAAGAGGAGCAGGAGGGUUUCAGGCGUCUGAGAGUGAAGGAAAAGACAGUCUGCUGAAUGGAAAAGGAGCAGGGGCAGGGAGGCUUGGUGGGGGCGGUGGUGCUGGUGGUGGUGGUGAUGGUAGGGGGGGGUCACCUUAUGGGGGAGAGGAGGAUGAGUAUGGAACGCUUCAGGAUUUUGGUCCUUCCAAUCCAAAAGCAGCAGCAGGAGCAGGGGCAGGAAAGCUUGGUGGUGGUGGUGGUGGUGGUGGUGGUAGGGGUGGUGGGGGUGGUGGUGCGGGUAGUGGCAGGGAGUCUCCGUAUGGGGGAGAGGAGGAUGAGUAUGGAACACUUCAGGAUUUCGGUCCUUCCAACCCAAAAGCAUCAGCAGCAGAAGCAGCAGCAGGAGAAGCAGAGGAAAGAGGCACAGCAGCAAAAGCGGAGGCUGCAGCAGCAGGAGAAGAAGGAGAUGAAAUGUCCCAAUCAGGAAGCUCCAAGGCAACUCUGCCCUCAGAGCAAGAUCUCACCCCACCCUCCUUGCCUCCCUCCUUCAAUCCCCCCGUCUCUUCGUCGUCCUCCUUGGAACCCUCUUCUGCUUCUUCUCCCUCCCUCUCCUCUCCCUCCUCCCAGCCCUCCCUCUCUUCUCUUCUUGCCUCAACCUUAGAGCCUCGUAAGCGCCCGCAGGGUCAGCUGAAGCGCAACGCGGAUUCUGAGCCACCAUCCCCUCGCCAUCGCAUGACGAAGAAAGUACGUAAGGCGAUCACCGUGAAGGAGAAGCUGCACUGGUUGAAGCUGCAAGACUCUCAGCCCGACCUGGGGAAUCGCGCCUUGGCGAAGCUCGCGAAGGUGCAGCCCUGCCAGAUCCGCGAAUGGAGGAAGAUGAAGGAGCGGCUGGACGUCGCAUCUGGCUGCCGCCGUCACCUCAUGGGAUUUGGCCGCAAGGCGAAGUACCCGUUCAUGGAACGGGCGCCGGCAGAGGAGGAUGUAGCCGCAGAGGAGGAGGAGGCGGCGGAGGCGGCGGCGGCGGCGGAAGAGGAGGAGUGGAACACGCCCGAAGAAGGCGAGGAGGCGGGAGUGUUCAACGACGAGGAUGAUGAGUGGUGGCGCGCCGACCGCUAUGACGGAGAGGAGUGUGAGGAAUGGGUCGCAGGGGACGAUGAGGACUAG
Molecule: messenger RNA, 13850 nt
Organism: Closterium sp. NIES-65
Lineage: Eukaryota; Viridiplantae; Streptophyta; Zygnematophyceae; Desmidiales; Closteriaceae
Source: the annotation of a GenBank genome assembly